AUGGCAGACGAAAGCGGUUAUGCUUGGAUUAUUAAAACUGAUCCGGAUGGAGCGACAUAUUUUAUCGAUGCGAUCGAUCCUAGCAACUCGAAUUGGAUGCGAUAUGUUAAUUGUCCAAACACUGUUAGUCAAAAAAAUCUUCUUGCGGUCACACGUAAGAUCACACUCGUAUAUAAUUUUCGAUUGAACUGCUUAUAUACCUCCAGAAGAAAGUAGUUGCAGCCGAUGUUUCAAAUAUAAUGUCAAUGUAAAAGCACAAUCUUUAAAAACUUGUUGUACAUAGUGAAAGUGCGUGAGGUUUUCUAUCACGCUGUAUAUUUAUGUUUAGUUUGCACUUUUGCGUUACCAAAAUGACUUGGAUGGAAUGAAGGUACCCUCAUGUUUGGAAUCUCACAGAUGUGAUUUUAUCACUAUUGCCAAAAUUAGUUUAUAAAAAUUUGUUCAUCCCUAUAGAAUGAUCUUCUUCUUCGAAAGGUAAUUACAUAUUCUGAUAGAGGUUCAAAUUCUCUAUCCUUAUAUAUUAUUUACUUAUUGUCUUGUGUUUACUUCCUAUUAUUGGUAGACCGGUAUUUACCGGUUUCUAUGGGCAGAGGCCGCUUGGAAGACCUACGAUUUGCGGGUGGGUGAGGAAUUUUUUUGGGAGAAGGGAGGAGAUACACCCCUCACUUCCACGGUCCCUGACGACUGGUAUAGACCGGUUCCAUCUCUAAUAUAGAGGAUGAUCGAGAACUCUACGCACUUUCAGAAUAUGUAAUUAGUUUUAAACAAUGUAUUUUCACCGUGAUAUCAUAUUUGAAAUAUCGAUUGUAACUGUUUUUUCCGGCAAUAUAUUUUGCUCUGUUUAUAGAUUUUGGCAACAUUUUCUAUCUAACAACGCGAAAUAUCGAUGCAGGAGAGGAACUUCUAGUCUACUAUGGGAAUGAUUACGCUAAAGACCUUGGUAUUAAUACUACACAGUUCUCUUAAAUCCUCUAUGGGACCUUGAUUGAAUUGAACAACGUCACGAAAAUUUAUAUUCACGGCGAAGAAAAACGAUUAGGAUUCUAAGCUUUGUUUUUGUUUAAAAAAUAAAGUUGAAACCUUUUCUUGUGGCAUCUAAAAGUAGGGCACGAUUGUGGUUGUGUUGAUGCAAGAGUGUGCGUGUAAGUGGAUCUUCUAUUAACAUCUGCAUCAGACGUCUUGGCUCAGCUCUCCACUUAUGAAAUCUAUAGAAGGU
Molecule: messenger RNA, 1216 nt
Organism: Rotaria sp. Silwood2
Lineage: Eukaryota; Metazoa; Rotifera; Eurotatoria; Philodinida; Philodinidae
Source: the annotation of a GenBank genome assembly